UCACUGACUUCACGUGACGUUUGUCGCUGUUAGCGUUAGCAUCUGUCUCCUUCACGAGGACUUUGUAGUUUGUAGCUGCUUCAAACUACAAACACACACUAAUAUAUUUAUUUAUAUUUAUCUAUUUAUUUAUGUCGUCUGUACCGGAAACGGUAGAAAGUGUAGUUGUUGUUAUUGCACGUGCACAGGUAGCAGCAUGAGGUUCAGCUUUAACACGCAGCUGCUCAGCAGAGUCUUCAUCAGUUUACCUGCAGCAGGGCGAUGGCGAGCAGCUCAGUCCAGACUCUUCUGCAGCUCUCCAUCAUCAUCAGACCAGGAGAAGCCCAGAGCCUCCAUGCUCAGACACCUGACCUCCAAAAUAAAAGCCACAGGUCCAGUCACAGUGGCGGAGUACAUGAGAGAGGUGCUCACCAACCCGGUGACGGGUUAUUACGUGAAGAACGACAUGCUCGGACCGGACGGAGAUUUCAUCACGUCGCCUGAGAUCAGUCAGAUUUUCGGAGAGCUGAUCGGCGUGUGGAUCAUCAGUGAGUGGAUGGGAGCGGGUCAACCCAAACAGCUGCAGCUGGUGGAGCUCGGGCCUGGAAGAGGAUCUCUGUCCAGCGACGUCCUCAGAGUCUUCAGUCAGCUGCGGUCCGUCUUCGGCGGGGCUUCGGUGUCCGUCCACCUGGUCGAGGUGAGUCCGGUGCUGAGUCGUCUUCAGGCCCAGAGUCUGACCGGGAACAGCAGCCAGGAGGCCGACAGCGAGGACGAGCCCGUUUACCGCCACGGGGAAACUGCAGCCGGGCUGCCGGUGUCCUGGUACCGCCGCUUAGACGACGUCCCUGCAGGAUUCAGCAUCUUCCUCGCUCACGAGUUCUUCGACGCUCUGCCGAUCCACAAGUUUCAGCGGACACCGAAAGGUUGGAGGGAGGUGAUGGUGGACAUCGACCCGGAGAAACCGGACCGGCUGAGGUUCGUCAUGGCACCGUCUCCCACUCCGGCCUCGUCCACGCUCGUACAGGCAGAUGAAAGGCGGGGUCACGUGGAGGUGUGUGCAGAGGGCGGAGUCAUCGUCCAGCAGCUGGCCCGGCGGAUCGCAGCGGACGGCGGCGCGGCGCUGAUCGCCGACUACGGCCACGACGGGACGAAGACGGACACGUUCAGAGGUUUUAAAGGUCACCAGCUCCACGACGUCCUGUCCUCGCCGGGCUCGGCUGACCUCACCGCCGAUGUGGACUUCAGCUACCUGCGGAGGAUGGCCGGAGGGGGCGUGGCCUGUCUGGGACCCGUCACUCAGAGGACGUUCCUGAAAAACAUGGGCAUCGACUCACGACUACAGGUUCUGCUGAGAAACUGCAGCGACCCGACCACCAGGAAGCAGCUGACAAGCAGCUACGACAUGCUGACCAACCCGGCCAAGAUGGGCGAGCGCUUCCACUUCUUCAGCCUGCUGCACCACAGCCGGCUGGCCAAACCCAAGAAACCAGACGGGCUGAAGCUGGAGAAGAAGAAAAGCCCGGCGCCGCUGCCUGUGGCCGGAUUCACCGAGCUCAGCUUCUCCUGACGGGAGCGAGGUUUCAACAUGAAGUGAAAUAAGAAGUCAGACUGUCUUUAAAACAUUUCAAAUCCACCUUUCUCCCGGCCCGCUGCGUCACCUGAUACCGAGCGGCUGGUGCAAACUGUGACACUGCUCGAGGUCGGAGGUCAUCCCACAGCAGGAGGAUCUCUUCUUUCCCCGCCCCUCCCCUGCUCCCUCGCCGCCGCUCGGCCGUCGGCCUGCGUCGUCCACAUCUUGAAGCAGUUAGCUGAGCUCACUAGUUGUGCAGCAGCCAUUCACAGCGAGGCCCGCCGCUCCUCUCGGUAGCAAUUAAAAGAUUGGGUUACACAUGUGGGGGGGUCAGCGCUGCCAAGACAAGCAGCCGUCCUCCAGAGGAGCGGCGGAGCGAGGCGAUCAUGUUCAGGAUUGGUAAUUAAAUGAUCGUUUCCAAACAUCCUGCCGAGGAUCGUUAUCAGCGUUUCCUUGAUUCAGGAGGGUCGUGGUGUUUUGUUCUUUCUUGACCAGGUUUGAUGAGCCGACUCGGACAUUUGGAAGAAAUUAGAGAAUUUAACUGAACCGCUGUUUGAAAGCACGACUUCAGUUUGAGAUUAAACACGAUUUAAUAAAGAU
Larimichthys crocea (large yellow croaker) is the source of this 2149-nucleotide messenger RNA. RefSeq names its product NADH:ubiquinone oxidoreductase complex assembly factor 7 (gene ndufaf7). The record is from RefSeq and is a predicted model, not a curated record. The coding region runs from base 197 to 1546 and encodes 449 amino acids. NCBI's taxonomy places the organism in Eukaryota, Metazoa, Chordata, Actinopteri, Sciaenidae. The transcript is spliced from 10 exons. Gene Ontology annotation, molecular function: protein-arginine omega-N symmetric methyltransferase activity. Gene Ontology annotation, biological process: mitochondrial respiratory chain complex I assembly. Gene Ontology annotation, cellular component: mitochondrion.